UAGCUUAACCCUGGCUUAAGUUACUCAUUUACUCAAAUUACUCAUUUAUUGUUUUGAACGUGGCGCCUGUUUCCAUUCAAAAUUUUUAGUCCAGCGAGCCCGAUCUUAAAUUCAUAAUUUUUUUUUUUAUCCAAAACUAUUAACAAGGCUAGUAUAGUGCAAACUAAGGCCAGGGUCAGUCAAAUUAUGAUCAUUGAAAAAUAUCAAAACAUGAUACAAAACUUCGGAGGCAAUAUUUACAUUUUAUACAUAACGCUUAUACCUACUUUCACUUUACGACAUCCAAGCCGAGCCCGAAAAGAAGAAAAGGUGACAGAGCAUGGCUUUGAUAUGAUCAGAGAGGUCGCAAGGCGAUAUUUCAUUCGAUUGUCAUAUGAUGGCACAAAAUACAGAGGAGUUUCUAUCAAUCAAAAUUUGAAAACAGUAGAAUUGGCUGUGUCGGAUUUUCUGAAACAACAGUUUGGGAAUAAUUUUUCCCUGAGAUCAACAAGCCGCACUGAUGCAGGAGUCCAUGGCAUAUCUAAUAUCCUGCAAUUUGUUCUGUAUGAUAAAAAAGCUGUAAUUGACACAAAACACUUCUCUUACUCAUUGAAUUAUCAUUUGCGAGCUAGAGAGGAAGAGGUCAGAGUGCAUAACAUUCAGGAGAUUCCAUUCUACAGAAAUGCAGUAGAAGUCAUCAAACAACGUGUGUAUAUAUAUCGCUUGGCUGUCUUCAAGGAAUUAAUGGUUCCAGUGUCCAAGGGAGUCACAAUAAAAAAGAUAAAAUGUAGAACUCUUCCAGAACAGGGCACAGGCAUUAUAUUUAAUGACAAAACAUGCACAACAUUAAGUCCUCCUUUCAGUGUUGAUAAAUUGAUUGAGAGUACAGAGAUACUGUCUGGUGUUAACAACAUUUAUAACUGCACAUCAGAAGCUGGACACGUACAGAUGAGGAAGAAGAGAGGUGGUAAUAGGUCCUACAUAAGAAAUGUACAGAUAGACGUGAGGCGGGGGCAUCCUAUGCUGCUGGAUCUUCAUCCACAUUUGGCACAGGAACUGGAAUUCUGGGAGAUUCAUUUCAAGUCUCAUUCCUAUAUAUAUAAACAGAUCCGUCGGAUGGUUGGACUAAUGGUGGGGUAUGCACAAGGAGAGUAUAGUUUGGAGCUGCUGAGAAGAGUUAUCUCAGGACAGAAACUGUCUCAAGAAGAUAACACAACGCUAUUUAGAGUAGAUACAACCCAUACCAUGCAGCCACGGGGGCUCUUCCUUCAAAAUGUAGAGUGUCAUGAAGAAAUUCUAAACGAGUCCUGUUCCACAGACAACCCAUAUAUCCAGCUAUUGGCCAAUUUAAGUAUUCUUAGAGACAUGUUGUACAACUAUAAUAGUAGGCAGCAUGAAGCCACACUUCAAGAUUUGUCUACAGUGUCAGAGAUAAAGCUAGAAGUAGAGGGAGAUAGAACUGAACAGCACUGGCGGACAGCCAAACUAAGGGGCUCCUCAAAUUCUGUUUUAAUUCAGACAAAGUUGGGAGUAAUCAAAGCAAAUAUAUACUAAUGAAGGUUCAAAAAUGAAAUUAUUCAAUAAAUGAAAUUCUUCCAAAAAUAGGACAUACAUAUGUAUGUGCAAAUAUUGAAGAAUUAUAUGAGUUAAAUGUAGGCAAUAAAUCAAGCAUGUUUUGACUAAUUUCAUUAUUAUAAAGAGGUAAACCAACUACA
Molecule: messenger RNA, 1694 nt
Organism: Ostrea edulis (European flat oyster)
Lineage: Eukaryota; Metazoa; Mollusca; Bivalvia; Ostreida; Ostreidae
Product: tRNA pseudouridine synthase A-like
Exons: 8
Coding region: 187-1533 (448 amino acids)
Biological process (GO): tRNA pseudouridine synthesis
Molecular function (GO): pseudouridine synthase activity; RNA binding
Source: RefSeq, a predicted model, not a curated record